This is a messenger RNA of Toxotes jaculatrix (banded archerfish), 960 nucleotides long. RefSeq names its product G0/G1 switch protein 2-like. The coding region runs from base 132 to 512 and encodes 126 amino acids. The transcript has 2 exons. The record is from RefSeq and is a predicted model, not a curated record. NCBI's taxonomy places the organism in Eukaryota, Metazoa, Chordata, Actinopteri, Toxotidae.
GGAAAGGUGCGUUAGUGCUACCAACCUGGAACUGGUGUAUGGUACAUGCGUGACUAGAACAAACAACAAGCUGCGUCGCAGUCUACUUCUAACGACCGACCCAUCCUCGUGUCUCAGCUGAAGCAGCAGAAAUGGAGAACCUGCAGGAGUUGAUCCCCUUCGCCAGAGAGAUGUUGAGUCAAAAACCCAGGAGGGGUCUGCUGAAGGUCUACCUGGUGGGCUCGGUGUUUGCAGUGCUGGGGACGGUCAUCGGGCUGGUUGAAACCGUGUGCCACCCCUUCUCCUCUGGUGAGCCAAUGGACGCAGAGAUGCUCCUCAUGUUGGCCCGGGAGCAGAGAACUGUUGAGGCUGAGAUGCAGCACAGUGUGGGGGGGCAGGAGGAGGAGGAGGAGGAGGAGGAGGGGGAGAAGGAGCUGGCUCAUGAAAAGGGAGCCGCGACCCAGACCGUGACCAUCUCCAAGACUCAUGGACUCAGCCAGCGAAGCUUGGCCAACCGGCUGCACGCCUCCUAAAGCCACAGGGGUCAUCCUUGAGUGACUUAAAGAUAUUUAUUAGGGAACUGCUCCUGCCACACCACUGAGCUGUGCAAUACACACACAGUCUGAAGCUUUAUUUGAGAAGUGCCUGAGCUUCCUGCCAUUCUGUGCUGCUUGUUAAUGAUGCCUUCAAGUGCUGUUGGAAAUGUUCCUUUGAGCAUUGGGCACACAUGAAAGACCCCUGAAGCCCCCCCUCAGUGCCAACCUGGAAGAGUUGAGACUUUUUAACAGGAACAUUACUAUCAGAGAGCAGAGAAAUCAUGUCAGUGAUACAGUAUGCGGUGUAAGUGAAGUGUACAUUAACUCGGCCGGGGCGAUGAUUUUGUGGUUCCACGGGGAUCCUCCCCUUGGUUCUCCUGGGUUCCACAGUUAAAGCAGGAAUUGUUGUUAUGUUUACUUGAAAAAUAGUCCUUAUAGAAAACAG